Messenger RNA from Aspergillus sclerotioniger CBS 115572, 1743 nucleotides. RefSeq names its product putative general amidase. Bases 1 to 1743 code for a protein of 580 amino acids. The transcript has 3 exons. The record is from RefSeq and is a predicted model, not a curated record. Lineage: Eukaryota; Fungi; Ascomycota; Eurotiomycetes; Eurotiales; Aspergillaceae.
AUGUCCGACUACCAAUCCAUUGCAGCCCGCAAGCAACAGCACCUGGAGUCUCUCAUCCCCUCCGAAUGGCGUCUGGACGCCUCGCAGAUCCCCGCGGGGAUGCUCUCGCCCGCCGAGUCCAUCACUCAGACCUCCGCCUACAAGAGCAUCAACGUCACUGCCAUUCCCCGAACCUGUGGCCUGCUCACUUCCCAUGAAUUCCACAUCACCGAAGACUACAACGUCCGCGCACUCCUCGCUGAAAUCCACUCCCAACAUCUCACCUCCGAGGAAGUCACCCGCGCAUUCUGCAAGCGCGCCGCAAUCGCUCAUCAACUCACCCGUUGUCUCACUGAACCACUCUUCACUCAAGCGCUCGAUCGCGCCCGCGCCCUUGACACCCACCUCCAAUCCACCUCCCGUCCCAUUGGCCUUCUCCACGGCCUUCCCAUCUCCAUCAAGGACACCUUCCACAUCGCCCACACCGACUCCACCAGUGGCCUCGCCGCUCUGGCCUUCUGCCCGGCCACACAAGAUGCCUCCCUCGUGACUCUCCUCCAGUCCCUCGGCGCCAUUAUCAUCACCAAAACCAAUGUCCCGCAAACCGUCGGCACUCUCGACACCUGUAACCACCUCUUCGGCCGCACCCUCAACCCCCUCAACCACCGUCUCACCGUCGGCGGCAGCACCGGCGGCGAAGCCGCCCUCCUCGCCCUCCGCGGCUCCAUGAUUGGCUUCGGCACCGACAUCGGCGGCAGCGUGCGCAUUCCCCCAAUGUGCACGGGUCUCUACGGCUUCAAGCCCAGCCAAGGCCGUCUACCGUACGGCGGACAGCAGGACGCAGGACAUAUCCCUGCCAAAGGACGGAUCGGGCUGCAACCCGUUGCAGGGCCACUGGCUCGGUCAGUGGAGGACAUAGGAUUCGUGAUGGGGGAGAUCGUGCCCCGGGCGGAAUUAUUCGGAGAAGAUUGCAUUCCUGGUACAUGGGGACCAUCACCACCCUUAUCAACCCCGAAAUUGAGAAUCGGUGUCCUCCGCUCCGAUGGAAUCGUGGAACCUCUUCCUCCUAUCACCAAAGUCUUGGAUGAAGUGUCGCGAAUCCUGCGCUGUACCUCAGACGUAGAAAUCGUGGAGGUUCCCGUGCCGCCGGCUCUUACGAAGUGCCAAGGCCUUGCGAACAAAUUGAUGGGGAUUGACGGGGGCGGGCACAUGAUGGAUCUGCUUGAGAAAACGGGUGAACCGCUUACACCCUGGUUGAAGGGCCGGAUGGGACGGAGAAAGGAGAUCACGGUGUCCGAAUUGGGGGAAUUGCAAAUGCAACGGGCGCGGCUGGAGAGAGAGAUGUUGCGUAUGUGGACGCUCAAUGCCGCUGAUGAUGAUAGGAUACGACGAAUUGACGCGAUCAUCCAUCCCGUGGCACCGCACCCAGUCCCUGAAAUGGACCGGUACAAUGCCAUCGGGUAUACCUCGUCGUGGGUGCUGUUGGAUUAUCCGGCCGGGGUAGUGCCCGUGCGGACGGUCCGAGAAGAUGAUCUCGAGCUUGGGAGGGAGAUGACGAUCCCUGUAAAGGGGAGAUGGGAUGAGGCGAACCGCAGGCUGUGGACCGAGACCACCGUCGACAGACGUGUGUACCUGGACUCGCCGCUGAGCGUGCAGGUCAUCACACCCAAGCAGCACGAUUAUGAUCUCUACCGGGCGAUGCAGAUCAUCGACAAGGCGAUCCGAUCCGAGUCAACCAAGCAAACCGAGACAGCCAAGCUAUAG